GGUUGCCAACGACGGACCUAAGUAAUCGUGUUAAAACUGGUGCAACGAUUGGUUGAAUCACUUCGGAUGAUACAAUUGUCAUUUGACAAAAGAUAUAAAACGUGUGGUGUCAGACUUCUCCUUCUUGUGCUGGUAAGAGCAGAAAAAGACGCAGGAAACGGGAAAACCGAUGUGACCGCCACUGACGACUUUUCAAAUCGGUUAUGCGGAAUAGCAGAGUCUCCGGAUAACGAUAUGUCAUCAGACGCAAUUAUGGGCACAGCGGGUUACAUUAUUCAACCUCACAUACUUGAAGGGUAGACGUAGCUUUAGUCGUAGUACCAACUCCAACUCCGAACCCGAAGAUUAUCAUAAAUAUCUUCAUCCCGUAACAGUUUUAGUAUGUUGAAUCAGAAUUAUUUGAUUUACCUUCCCCGUACCUUCAAUGGUCUUUCUAUUUUUGGUACUCACAGACUCACUGUAUGAAUCUCUAAUUACUGGAGCCGACACGAAAUAAAGCGACCAACAUGGCACUUGAGAAAAUCCAGAACUACAAACGGUUUACAGUUACACCAACAUCAGAAAUAAGCAAUUCGAUGCGGGACAAGUUAAGAAACGAGAUAUUCUGAAAUCCACGUCCACACUCAUCAGGGAUUUUUUUUGCCAGGAUGAUUGAUUCUCGUGUCGUAUAAACGUAAUUGUUGUAUGCUAUUGAUUAUGUUGAAAGAGAACAUCUUCGCAUGAUCUUCAUGUAUCUGAUAUUUAAGUUACACUCCAAGCAUUCCGUUACUUGUUGAGAAUCUUUUUCCGUAGCCAUGCAAAAUGGCUGGUGCAGCUCUCAUUUCUAUGGGGGCUUUCUCAAGAAUAUUCUGAAAUCCGCGUCCACACUCAUCAAGAAUAGGUUUUUGAUUUUUUUAGGUUAACAUCAUUUGACUUGUCAUUUUUAUCUUUAUCGUGUGAAUUUGUAGUAGCGUUUUGCUGUAGUUGAGAGUGUUGAGGACAGUCAGUGUAUACCGUAAUUCUUCUAAUCUUCAUCAGCGAAGUACAAGUAAAACCCGGAACUCCAGAACCCAUGGAUAUUUUCAAGACGAUUGAUUUUAGGUAUCCCUUGUCCUCCUAGUCGUCCAAAUUCACGCUCAUUUUAGGUAGUGCAGCAUCUGAACAAGCUGCGUCAAGCAUGUGUAUGCACUUUUUCUCUAUCAAGCAUGUGUAUGCACUUUUUGAAAGCGGGCCUCCCCUUGGGCCUCUCAGCGUAUUCCUGAGGGGCCUCCUGGCCUCUGCUGAACCUCGCAGGCGGGAGGUCUUCGGGGUAAAAGGCCGCCGAAGGCGGCCACGGUCGCAAGAGCAAGCAAGCCGAUGACCAAGGCCCCGGAGGGUACAGGCGGCGCGGCUGCGGCGGCGAAGCCUAACGGAUGCACUUAGGGCACAAGCAGGCGCCUGGACGGGGGCGCAGGCGGUCCCUUGGGCCCCUUUUGAAGCCUCCCACCACCAUCGGAGGCCCCUAGGGAACAGCCAGGCAGCUGGAAGGGAGCGGGGGGGGAGGUCACUGGGCCCCCUUUUGAGGCCUUCCCCCCCGGGCAGACGCCUUAAAAACGGGCCCAGGGCGCCCGGCCCCCCCCCGCUACGCUAGCUGAUGAAGUAAAGCUGGGGCUAAGGGUGGCCUUCGUCUUUUGAGUAGAGGAUCUUCAAACUCAUCCGCAAAUAGAAGCAAACGCAGUGGACAGAGCGCAGGACGUGACCGUGGAAACACAACAAAAACAAAAAGCAUGUCUGUGUGUCUUCGAUAUGCUUUUGGGCCAAAAUCCCGAGAACUUGGAACUAUCUCUGCAAUAUGUGAUCGCAAAGCUACUGCUGAGGCGGGCGACAGAUGAAAUCAAUAUCAAAGGCGGCUCAAAAAGAUGGAGUCGGCAUCGGCAACCUCCUUGCGUGAGCAAUUGCUCGUGAGCAAUUGCUAUACUAUCUUCAUUAUAUGUAUAAAAAUCUUUUUUAGUUAGUGUUGGCUAUACUAUUAUCAUAUAAUCUUUUUUACUUAGUGUUAGUGUAGAAUCACGAAACCGACGGUUAGUCUAGGUAGAAGCGUCAGAGAGCUCCAGUUGAUGGGGCAUCUAUUUGGAAGCAUCGCCAUUACAGUAAAUGAGAAGUCUUGAAUGAUAAGUUAGAUACUGACUCCUUCUUGAUUGCAUGAGCUACUUUUUGCAGGAAAGCAGGACUACACAUAAUGACGAAGUGUUACGCUAAUCUGUUACAAGCAAGAUGAGGAAUGUGAAUUGACAAUAAAUGUGAUCCUCUUAGUAUGGGACGGAUACGAGGUGUAUGUAGAAUGCGCGCAGAGUAAUAUCCUCGUACACAUGGACCGUCUUAAGCUAAAGUAAC
Amoebophrya sp. A25 is the source of this 2352-nucleotide messenger RNA. The record is from the annotation of a GenBank genome assembly. Lineage: Eukaryota; Dinophyceae; Syndiniales; Amoebophryaceae.